CGUGCAGAGGGACGGGGAGACGCGUAGUGCAAAGGAUUGGAGCGAUGGUAUGAUUUGUUUUUUUGCCAUUUAUGAUUUGGCUGUUCCCUUCUCUCUGUUGUGAUUUUGUUUAGCCUUUCCGUUUUGUUUUGCCGCCGUGUUUUCCUAAAUGGCGCAAGGGCUAUGCAUGCGUGUAGGCUCUGUUUUUGGUUUCGCCUGUGGGUGUGUGAUAUAACCGCCGCCGCGGAGGAUUUGGAUAGCCGGUCUAGGAGCGGUUUCGGCGGCACCCCCUUCACCACUGCUACCCCCUCCUCCUCUUCUGCUGCUCGCCUCUAUGUCGAGUGAUGGUCGGCUUGCCUUGCUGCUGGAAGCGCGGCGCUCUCCACGGAUCUUCAACGUCGGUACUUCUUCCUUUAGCAUCAUUUUUUCAUAUUUCGUGGAAACCUUUCACCAUCUAGGGGCCACUUAUGGAAACUGGAGAUCAGAAUUUUAGAAAAAAGGAAAACUAGUGGUUGUUUUCUUUUAAUCAUUUUUAUUUUGCCAUUAUUUUUAUUUUACCCAUUCGUUUUGGCUUGAUUUUGUUGAUCGUAAUCUGUAUCAAUGGCUUAUUCAUUUCCAUAGUCUACUGAUGUGUUUUUAUUAAGCAGAAGUAUGUCAGUCCCUUGGAAAAUUCAUCAUUUGUGUAUUUAUGUAUUCGCUUAAUUAUCUAUUCGUUGCCACCUGAACAUAUUUCCCAUAGAUCUCUUUAUUUUACCCAUCUUCAUCAAAAACAUCCACCUCUGUUAUUUCCUACCCCUGCGUUUUCCUGUUUCUCCUCUGCGUUGGAUAAAUGUAUGUUUAGAAAGAGACAUGCGUCGGCUCAAUCAGUUGGGUUAAAAAAAAACGCUGCCUACAUAGCAUUGCAAUUAAUGUCUUCGUCAUGACUACACACAGUGUGUGCCAGUUACUCACGUAGUUUUACAAAGUGCUUCGUUCUCAGAAGUGUUUCGGAGGGAAAACAUUUAUUAGGGUUUUGUCACUACACUUAACCCCGGUAUAGCUCUAUCGGUAGCCCUUUCCGUCUGAUUUGAGCGCGCUACAUAGCACAGAACACAAGCUAGCCAUUAGCCCCAUGGAGGAUACCACUAGACACGUCCUGAUGUCCUCAUGAAAACGAGAUGUGGAAAUGUCAACUGUCUGCUUUAAUUUGGCAUUUACAAACCUCCCAACAUCACAUUUAGUGGGUGCUGAUUCGUUUAGAUAUAUCACGGGUUUGUUGACAGCAACAGUUGUUUCCUAAGGCUAAUGUAGGCUACAUUGGAACAGGAUACAUUUUUAUUACUAAAACUAAUAAUAGUUUAUUGCAUUUUGGGCCAUGUUGUAGAGAAUAGUAAUGCUUUGCCGCGGAUGUAGAUUUACUUUUGUGAUUCCCAACCGGUUGUACUAGGAAGGAAGAUUUAGUCUUUUCGCUUAAAUUUACCUCAUAAUAAAAAUUUACCUCAUCAUCCCCUUACCAGUCAUCCUGUAUCAUUUCGCAUUCCCCCAAGACACCCUGACUCAUUGUGCGUUCUGUUACCCUCUUGGAGUAAUAAGAAACAAUCAUAAGAAUCCAAACACGUGACACCUUGCCCCUUAUCGGCCCUUCUCCGGUCAAAAAAAAAACACUCAAUUUUUUUUAUUUGCUUUGGUCCCCUUAAAUUUACAAAUAUUUAUUUCCUAUACAUCAAGAGGAAAGGGGGUUCCCCUUUCUUGGAAUGCGGAAACAUGGGUCUUUUUGACCGCGGGGUUCAAAUGCUGCUGACCACGGUCGGCGCGUUCGCGGCCUUCAGUCUCAUGACCAUUGCGGUGGGCACGGACUAUUGGCUCUACUCUCGCGGUGUAUGCAAAGUCAAGAGCAACAACGAAAAUGAGACGAGCAAAAAGAACGAGGAGGUCAUGACACACUCGGGACUGUGGAGGACGUGUUGCCUGGAAGGUAACUUUAAAGGGAUGUGUAAACAGAUAGACCACUUCCCUGAAGACACAGACUACCAAGCAGAUGGUGCAGAGUACUUCCUGCGUGCGGUGCGGGCCUCCAGCAUCUUCCCCAUCCUCAGUGUUAUCAUGCUCUUCAUGGGAGGGCUGUGUAUUGCUGCCAGCGAGUUCUACAAGUCUCGCCACAACAUCAUUCUCAGCGCGGGGAUCUUCUUCGUGUCUGCAGGCCUGAGUAACAUCAUCGGCAUUAUCGUGUACAUAUCAGCCAACGCGGGCGACCCGUCCAAGAGCGACAGCAAGAAGAACAGCUACUCGUACGGCUGGUCCUUCUACUUCGGCGCGCUCUCCUUCAUCAUGGCGGAGAUGGUGGGCGUGCUGGCCGUGCACAUGUUCAUCGACCGGCACCGCGAGCUGCGGCAGGAGGCGGCGCGGAGCCAAGGGGCCGCGGGGCGGAUCGGACGGCGGCCUGGGCCUGGCGGACCGGGCGGGGGCGGCGCCGACUACCUGCAGGGCUCGGCCAUCACGCGCAUCCCCAGCUACCGCUACCGCUACCGCCGGCGCUCGUCCUCGCGCUCCACCGACCCCUCGCACUCGCGCGACAACUCGCCCGUCGGCCUCAAGGGCUUCAGCGCACUGCCCUCCACCGAGAUCUCCAUGUACACACUGAGCCGUGGUGGAGGUGGAGGAGGAGGAGGAGGAGGAGGAGGAGGAGGAGGAGGGGGGGGGGACACCCUGAAGGCGUCCCACGGGACCCCCACCACCACCUACAACUCCGAGAGGGACCACAACUUCCUGCAGGUCCACAACUGCGUCUCCAAGGACCUGAAGGACUCGGGCCACGGCAACGCGGCCAACCGCCGCACCACCCCCGUAUGAGCCCCGCCCCCCUCCUCUCUCACUCACGACGACAUCCCACGACCCUCUUCCAGAAGAGCCUCCCGCAUAUACAAACCCUUCCACUCACUCACACACACACAUAUACAUACAUGCCCUCAGCCAGGAGGAAGGAGAUAGAAAUAAGGAAGGAAAGGAGGGAAGAGACAUAAAGACAGAGUGGGAGAAUACGAGGUUGAAAGCAAACGUAGAUGAUGUGUUGAUAGCUUCCAUGAGUCCCCGAGUUCGGGGAGGCGCAAGAGUUGCAGUGAUUAAAUCAUAAUCAUUCAGAAAAAAAAAGGCACUACCGUCUCUGCCCAACAUUGAUGAGCUCAGUGUGUGAAGUGGUGGAAAGAGAUAGCCAGGCGAGGAGAGGGCUUGCUGACUAAAUAAGGAGGAUAGGCCAUGCGUGUGGCGAGUUUUGAAAAAUAUAAAAAAAAACAAAAAUAUUUAGAUUUUUGUUUUUGUUUUUAAACUCGUCGCCAUCUGCUGCUUAGGUGUGGGAGGGAUCUCUGUUCGUCCUCCCCACCUUUAACCUCCAAUCAUCUCACUCCAUUUGAUGACAUCCGUGUAUUUUAUUCUUUUAUACAUGGUUUAAAGGUAUUGGCAUUAAAUACUGUGCCCAGCUUAUACCAAGUUUUGUCGAAACAAAAAAGAUCCAUUAUGAACUGAUUAUAUAUGGCUAUAUAAAUAUAUAGAUGUGAAUAAAUUCAACCACAGGCCCUCCCUGAUGUAAAACUUUAGGGAAAAGGAAGACAUUUUUGGAAGAAACAAACAAAAUAAACUAAUCAAAACUUAAUAAAGUUGCCAUGGAAACCAAAAGAGCAAAGGCAGAAGGGUGUCAUUGUGACUCAGCUUCUUUUUUUUUUUUUUUCUUCGGUGACUGGACGAAGGAGGAAGACGCCAGCUGUGGUCACCUGAACGACUUUUUAAAAAGUAUCCCUUGUCUUGCUCUUUACAGGAUCCGUCUGCCCUUUGACUUGUUAUUAGUUUGGUUUCAUUUUGUUUUGUUUCGGUUCGGUUCUGUUCUGGAGGCCUUGCCCUUUUUCUCUCUUCAACAGAAACAACGAGCGCUGUCUAGUGGCUUCCACGGAGUCGCACAACGACUGGUCAGCAGUAGAACCCUGAACUACCAUCUAACACUGAGAGAGGAUGGAGGGGAUUGACGGGUCGGCAGCUGAAGGGUUUGGGAUCAGGUCAAAGGUCAAGGACGAGAGAGCUAGUCAGACAGACGACAACAGAUCAACCUGCAAGAGGAUAAAAACUGUAAAUGGGCAAAGAGAUCCCACAUGAAUGACUUCCAGAUAAAGAAAUUUACGUGCAUGCUCAAAAAAAAAAAAACAAUGAAAUGAAAAAAUGUACAACCAACCUGCUGUUUGGAAAUGUACAUUUUGAAAAGCGAUAAUUAUAGAUGAUGAAGUGGGUGGGGGGGGAUUCAGAGAGAGAGAGAGAGAGAGAACACAAAAGGUGGGAAAAUGUCCCUGUGCUGUGUGUUUUUUUUCUUUGUCAUUUUGUAUUUUAAUUUUUCAAGGGGAUGAUUUGAUGUUAAUGGGGCUUUAUUUUAUGCUUGGGGUGGGGGUGAUGAUCAAUCUUAACAAACGAACAAACAAAGGCCUUUUUUAACAGAAACAAAAAGAAAAAGAGAACAACGUCCUUUUCUUUGUAAAUGUACUUCUGUGUUUCAUUUUUGGACGUCACACUCAGCCUUAUUCCUCUUUUUCAUCGUCGUUUGUUUUUCGUUACAUUGUGUUGUUUCAAUGAGGUUCACAAAUGAAAAACAAUGGGAAAAAAAAGCUAUGCCAUCUUCUUCAAAAAGGUGCCAAAAUUGAAUGAUCCUAAACUUGGAUGCAUUACGCCCCAAUGUU
Alosa sapidissima (American shad) is the source of this 4670-nucleotide messenger RNA. Its product is annotated as voltage-dependent calcium channel gamma-2 subunit-like. Gene Ontology annotation, molecular function: voltage-gated calcium channel activity; channel regulator activity. Lineage: Eukaryota; Metazoa; Chordata; Actinopteri; Clupeiformes; Clupeidae. Gene Ontology annotation, biological process: neurotransmitter receptor internalization; positive regulation of synaptic transmission, glutamatergic; neurotransmitter receptor transport, postsynaptic endosome to lysosome. The transcript is spliced from 4 exons. Gene Ontology annotation, cellular component: AMPA glutamate receptor complex; postsynaptic density membrane. The record is from RefSeq and is a predicted model, not a curated record. The coding region runs from base 1723 to 2808 and encodes 361 amino acids.